UUCAAACUUUGAAGUUCAUCCACUAACAACAAAAAUUUCAUUCAUAUCAUCUUCAUCAUUUUCUUCAAACAAACACGUUCCAUUGCAUCAAAUGGUACGUCUGAUUCCUCAACAUCGCAGAGACCAAUUUGGGUCAUUGCCAUUAGCAAUUGGCUUGUUCUUCUCGGUUAUGGCUCUUGUAGCUUUAUUAUGUGCCAAGCAUUCACGCCGUGCUCGAAAAGAUUACGAAGACGAUGAUGAAAGUAAUGAGUCAUUUAUGCCUAAGAAGUCGUCACCCUUAAAGUCACCAUCCAUGAAGCCCGUGAAAUCAAUUAGCAACAAGGCAAACCAAUUCAUAACAAAUUCGCCAAAGUCACCACCAUUGUUGUCAUCCAAGAAAAUCGUGACAAUUAUUAGUAACAAGGCAAAUACAUUCAUGUACAAGAAAAAAGGUGGUGGUCAUGAUUUUAGAGAUGAUGAAGGUGAAGGUGAAGGUGGGUUGUGGCAGAAAUCAAUCUUGAUGGGCGAUAAAUGCCGGCCACCGGCGUUUUCAGGAGUCAUUCAUUAUGAUAGUUUUGGGAAUAUGCUUUCGGAGCCACCACCAAGGUCACCUAGGGUCGGUCCCUUUCAAACUGUGUUUAUGCCGGAGAUUAAAAAUGCAAACUAGUGGGAGUGACACUUGCAUAUAUACGUACAUGUACACAUUAAUUUGAUUAAUGCAUAUUGAACACCAUUACUUUCU
This is a messenger RNA of Quercus lobata, 721 nucleotides long. RefSeq lists its product as uncharacterized. The transcript has a single exon. The coding region runs from base 92 to 646 and encodes 184 amino acids. The record is from RefSeq and is a predicted model, not a curated record. Lineage: Eukaryota; Viridiplantae; Streptophyta; Magnoliopsida; Fagales; Fagaceae.